Messenger RNA from Vicia villosa (hairy vetch), 483 nucleotides. RefSeq lists its product as uncharacterized. The coding region runs from base 1 to 483 and encodes 160 amino acids. The transcript is spliced from 2 exons. Lineage: Eukaryota; Viridiplantae; Streptophyta; Magnoliopsida; Fabales; Fabaceae. The record is from RefSeq and is a predicted model, not a curated record.
AUGCCCAAAUAUGCUAAAUUCAUGAAGAGCAUGCUCACAAAUAAAAAUAAAUACACAGAUGAAAAGACGGUGCUUCUUGAUGCCCAGUGCAGUGCCGUAAUCCAAAGAACUACUCCAAGAAAGGAAUCUGAUCCAAGACGAGUCACCUUGCCAUUAAACAAUGGAGGUAACUUCACUGGUGAUGGGUUGAUUGAUCUGGGUUCUAGCAUCAACUUAAUCCCUUUAUCCAUUGUCAAGAAACUAUGGAAUAUUGUGAUGAAGCCUACUAGGAUGACAUUACAAUUAGCCGACAAGUCUAUCACUUCACCAUAUGGAGUGGUUCAAGAUUUGUUAGUAAAAGUAGAUAAGUUCUUCUUCCCAGUGGAUUUUGUGGUAGUUGACAUGGAAGAAGAUCAUGAGAUGCAACCAGCCAAGAGAGGUCGCACAAAGACCACAAGUCACGGUCCUCGGGGUGCCCAUGCUCGUGAGACCAACGCCAAAUGA